CGCCAGAUUUAUGAAAAGCGAUUAAAUUCUCCCUCGCUCCAAUUUCUUUUUGAAAAAAAUUCGUUACAUAAGUUUAUGAGCUAGUCAGUAGAAAUGUUUUAGCUGUGUUCGAAAGUUUUAUUUCGAAGCAAGGCGUUUGGUGCAAACGCCUGGUGCCAAACAUUAUUUUUUAAGCUGUUUUAGGAGGAAGAGGAAGAUUUAAGAAGAGAGUUCGAAGCUGCGUCUUUGAUUUUCGACGGUCUUUAACGCCAUUUAAAAUGAGCAAGCCUAUGGAUGAGGAUGUUCCAGAGAAGACCGAGGAGGAGGAAUUCAACACUGGUCCCCUUUCUGUUCUUAUGAUGAGUGUGAAAAACAAUACACAAGUUCUAAUAAACUGCAGAAACAACAAGAAACUCCUUGGACGAGUUCGAGCCUUUGACAGACAUUGCAACAUGGUUCUGGAGAACGUUAAAGAGAUGUGGACGGAGGUACCUAAGACAGGAAAAGGGAAAAAGAAAGCCCAGCCUGUCAACAAGGAUAGAUUCAUCAGCAAAAUGUUCCUUCGUGGAGAUUCUGUGAUUAUUGUUCUUAGAAAUCCAAAGUGAUUAGCAGUUUUUCUUUUCAAUUAUUUGAGUGCACACAAGUUCCUGGAUAUAUGGAAGCAUUUUUGUAGUGGAAGAGAAAUUUCAACGUUAAAAUCUUAAAUGCUUUUCAAAUAUCUUGAGGUUGGAAGAAGUAAAUUCUGACAAUCCCAUGUUUUGUAGUACACAGUAUGAUACUUAAGUUAAUAGGAACCUUUGUUUGUCCUCUAUUCAAUCUAGGGAAGGUUUUAGAACAAGUUUAUGUGGACAUGAAUUUUGUUUUGAUUGUUAAAGAGUAAAUACCGUUUGGAUAAAUUGUGCACAGUUGCCAUAUAUUUCCCCUUCCCUGCUCAGAUAUGUAUGUCCGUGUAAGAGAUACUGGAUAGUGGAUAUAGACGAUACUCCUGGAUACAGUUUCCAUUCUUCCUCA
This is a messenger RNA of Cryptomeria japonica (Japanese cedar), 990 nucleotides long. RefSeq lists its product as uncharacterized. Gene Ontology annotation, biological process: spliceosomal snRNP assembly; RNA splicing. The transcript has 5 exons. Lineage: Eukaryota; Viridiplantae; Streptophyta; Pinopsida; Cupressales; Cupressaceae. The record is from RefSeq and is a predicted model, not a curated record. Gene Ontology annotation, molecular function: RNA binding. Bases 258 to 584 code for a protein of 108 amino acids. Gene Ontology annotation, cellular component: U2 snRNP; U4/U6 x U5 tri-snRNP complex; U5 snRNP.